AUGACUACAAUUAUAUAUAAUGGUAAAUUACCAACAUUAUUAUAUGAUCCAAAUUGUAUAUUUACAUGGUGUCCACAAUUAAAUUUAAUAUUCAUAUCAAUGAAUAAGAUGUCAAUUUGGUGUUAUAGAAUAAAUGGAGAACGUAUCUAUUCAAUAAACAAUAAAUCUCAAAUUAAACAAAUUACGUUUCAUGAUAAAUUUUUUUGUCUAAGUGGUAUAGAUAACCUUAUUAAAAUAUACAAUUCAAAUGAUGGAAAUUUAAUCAAAAUUUUAGAUUAUAAAUUCAAUAAUAUUCAAUUUUUAAACUGGAAUAAAACUGAAUAUAAACUUGAUAAUGAUAAAUUAUCUAAAUUUCCUAAAAUUUAUGAAUUGGAAACCAAAUUGGAUUAUUUGGUAGUUGUUGAUGAUAAUGAAAUUAUUUUCAAUUUUAACAAAUUGUGGACUAUUAAUCUACCUUGUGAAUAUAAAAUAACUCAACAGGUUCAACUGGAUUUAUUUGAUCAAGUGUAUUUAAGUGAGGAUAAAUUGAUUAGAAUAAAUUUCAACAUUGAGAAUAAGCCAUUAUAUAUUGAUACGAUUUUAAAAUUAUGUCAAUUGAGUCAAAUGAUGGAGAAUAUAACUAGUACAAUCAAAAAUUUAGAAACUGAAUUGAGAACUUUUGUUAUUAUUUUAGAUCGUUAUUUAUCUAAUUUGAAUGAAGAUAUACGAAAUGUUGAUAUUUUCACAUUUUUAAAUGAUUUAUUAAUUACAAAUUUAAUACCAGAGAGUUCUAAAGAUUAUUGGUUGAAUCAAUUUGGAGAAAGAGGAUAUAAAAAAUUAGUCAAAAUGUCAACUCAUUUAAAAGAGUAUUGUUUAAAUACAAUUUUUCAAUAUUUGAUUUCAAUAAUGGAAAGAAUUAUUAUUUUGGUUGGUGAUAUUAAUGGGAUUAUUAAAUGGGAUAAACAUUUAAUUGGAUUAGAUAAUGUUGAUCAAUUUUUACAAUGUUGUAAAGAUUUAUUAAAAUUUUAUUAUAAAUUUUUAUGGGAUUUACGUAUUGAAUUUGAUCAAUUUGAUGAAUUUUUAAAUUGGAUAAAAACUAUAUUAGAUACUUUAAACGAUCAAGAAAAUGUAGAACUAAAUUAUUCAACUUCAAAUGUAUUAGAAUAUAUAAAUGAAAAAUUAACAACCCCAUCAAUUUUGAAAUAUUUCAAAUUUGAAGAUUUAGAAUUUAUGAAAAAUAAGGAAACUGAUUUGAUGGUACAACAACAUAGAACAUUUCAAAAUCAGUUUGAAUUAAUUUUAUUAAGUAUAAAAAAUCAUCAUUCAUCAAUCAUAUCUAUUAAUCUUAUUCAAUCUAUAAAAUUACCUAAGCUAUAUACAAGUUUAAAAUUGACAAAAUGGAAUAAUGAAAUAAUUAUAGCUUAUAUUGAUUCUAAUUCAAAUUUGAUAAUUACAUCAUUAAGGAAACAAUUAUCGUCAAUUCCAAAUGUUAAAUUAUUUGAGUUUGAUCAAGAUUCAUUGAUUGCAUUAACUGACAAAAAUUUAUUAAUUAUAAAUAUAAAUAGUAUAAUACCAAUCCAGUUACCGAAGAUUAAUUUUGAACCAAAAAGAUUAUGUUUGAAUAAUCAAUUUGGAUGUCUUGCAGAUUCAAAAAAUCAAAAUUAUACAAUUUUUAAAUUUGGGUAA
Messenger RNA from Insectozyma verbasci, 1665 nucleotides. The record is from the annotation of a GenBank genome assembly. Lineage: Eukaryota; Fungi; Ascomycota; Pichiomycetes; Serinales; Debaryomycetaceae.